Trypanosoma grayi is the source of this 366-nucleotide messenger RNA. RefSeq lists its product as hypothetical. NCBI's taxonomy places the organism in Eukaryota, Euglenozoa, Kinetoplastea, Trypanosomatida, Trypanosomatidae. The record is from RefSeq and is a predicted model, not a curated record. The transcript has a single exon. The annotation marks the transcript as partial.
AUGGGGGAUCGGAACGACGUGACGGCGACAUCGUUCCGCGUGACGGUCUCCGCGGCGGAGCCGUACAGCUUCCAGGCCUGUGCCACCCAGCAGGUGCAGAGCUCGGUGCGCAUCACGCACAUCACCUUCACGCCUCCCAGCGCGGAGGAGGCAGCAGCGUACAUGCAGCACCAACAGAAAGAUGCCGGCACCGCCGCCGCGCCGUCUGGCGACAAGAGGAGCAAGAACAAAGACAAUGACAACACCAGUGUCGCCGUUCGUCCCGCAACACUCGCGAGUCUUCGCACGCUUUGCGCUUCAGGGAAAAUGGAAUCGCACCUCGUCGCGUGUUUUCCGUGGACCGUCACGGGUGACGCGGCGUCGGCG